Molecule: messenger RNA, 399 nt
Organism: Olea europaea var. sylvestris
Lineage: Eukaryota; Viridiplantae; Streptophyta; Magnoliopsida; Lamiales; Oleaceae
Exons: 1
Coding region: 1-399 (132 amino acids)
Source: RefSeq, a predicted model, not a curated record
AUGGAUAUCGGGCUCAUGGCCUGCUAUCUUGGGAUUGAGGUAAAGCAAAUGGAGUAUUGCAUCUUUAUCUCACAAGUAGGAUAUGCGGAAGAAAUUCUAAAGAAAUUCAAUAUGGAGGAUUGCAAGCUUGUAUGCAUCCCCGUUGAAUGCGGAACCAAGUUGUUGAAGAAUGAUGAAGGUGAAAAAGUAAACCCAACACUUUUUACGAGUCUUGUUGGAAGUCUAAGAUACUUGACGCGCACAAGAUCAGAUAUCCUUUUUGGAGUUAGACUCAUCAGUCGCUAUAUGGAGACAUCUAUCAUGACCCAUAUGAAAGCUGCAAAGAGAAUUCUUCGCUACAUCAAAAUGACAGCGAUUGGGGCGGAGUCAGUGAUGAUAGAAAGAAGCAAUCGAUCAUAG